AAGAUACAGUCCAGCUGGAAACUGUUAGCAAAGACAAAAAGUUAGAGUGAGAGAAGCUGACUUCAACCCAAAGUAAUGAACUAGACAAAAUGUUGAGAAAUGCUUAUUACUUGCAUUAUUUUUCUAGUGAAUUGGAAGCUGAGGAUUCCGAAGAAGACAAUCAUUUCAAUCAAUUACUUAAUCUUUAGACAAGAAAGAAAUCAAUAUUUUGAGAAGAAGACUAACUUUAUGAGACCUUAUAAAGUUAACUAUGUAACCUUAUUUCAAUCCGCAGAGGUGAAUAAACAUACUCUGAAAUUUAUAAAAUCAUCAUUUCCUCAAAGAGUCGCUGAAUUAAGAAUCAAUUGCAGCCAAGAUCCCUAUUUGUAUAUUUUUCCUAUUUCGAAUUUAAUUCUUGAGGUCAGCUCAAAAGUUUUGGAGAAGAUAGUCAUCGAUGGCUUUAUAAUAAGUGCUUACCAGUUCAAGAGAAUCAUGGCUUGAUGUAAGCAUCUCAGGAAAAUAUUUUUCUGGAGAUGUAAUAUCUCAAUCCCUUCAGUCUUCAACUUUUCUCAAACAUUGAAAAAUACAAAGAUAAAGAUGCUGGAUUUUGAUUGAUCAGGCAAUAGCACCUUUACUAACUGGGAGGAAGGUUUUGAAGAGUUCCAAAAUCUCAUCCAAGGACUAGCUACUUCUCCAGAUUUAAAGAAAAGUCUUCAGGAAUUUAAAGCUAGAAAUUGUUGUAUUGAAGAAGAAAUAAUCAGAGAGAUUCUUGAAGAGAAUGGGUUCAAUAAUGUCCAAAUUUUUGCAUAAAACCGAAAUGAUUCCUACAUUCCUGGUCUCUUUAUGGAAUAUUUACGGUUUC
Molecule: messenger RNA, 841 nt
Organism: Moneuplotes crassus
Lineage: Eukaryota; Ciliophora; Spirotrichea; Euplotida; Euplotidae
Source: the annotation of a GenBank genome assembly